GGGGCGCUAAAUCAAUUAGUGAUGAUGCAACAUCCAUAAUUGCGAAAUUUUUUCAUAAAAUGUUUCGCAUUCACCAGUCCCAAAGAGGAAUUUCGCGAAAGAUAUUACAAGGCAUGAGGAAUGACAAAUAUAAAAAACGGUUUUGACUCGUUAUUGAAAUAUCCACUCAAUGAUGGAAACUUCAUUCCUGCGUUUGGUCUAGGAGUAUCUCCACUAUCUCCAUGUUCCAAGAAUAAUGUUGGGGGAACCGAGAAAGCUGUUAGUGUUGCUCUAAAGCAUGGAUAUUAUAUGAUUGAUACAGCAGAGGCUUACGAAAAUGAGGUGGAGGUUGGUAGUGGAAUUAAAAACUCUGAUGUGAAAAGAGAUGAUGUCUAUGUUGUGACGAAACUUUGGGAUCAAAAUGGUUAUAAUUACUGUUUAAAAGCAUUUGAUUCAAGUCUUAAACGGUUAAAUAUGGAUUAUGUGGAUCUCUACCUAAUGCAUCGCCCUGAUGGUGAUCAAUUAUUAGAGACUUAUGAUGCAUUCCUGACCCUGAAAGAGAAAGGUUUGGCAAAAUCCAUUGGGGUGUCAAACUUCAAUAUAGCUAUGCUGGAAGGUCUGUGCAAAGCUGGAAAGGAAACCCCUGCUGUCAAUCAAAUAGAAAUACAUCCAUACAUGAGAAGGGAUGAGCUGGUUAAAUAUUGUCAUGACCAUAACAUACAUGUAAUGGCAUCCUCACCACUAACAAAAGGCAAAAGAUUGAAAGAACCUGAUAUGAUUACCAUGGCAGAAAAGUAUAAAAAGACAGUUCCACAGCUAUUCAUUCGUUGGUCGAUACAAUCAGGCUUUAGUGUCAUUCCAAAAUCUUGCAAUGAGAAGCGAAUCAUUGAAAAUGCUCAAGUAUUUGACUGGAGUAUCAGUGAUGAAGAUAUGGCAAUUUUGAAUUCUCAACCACAAGCCACGUGUCUUGAUGAAACAGCAUGUAUUUAUCAUGCUCAUGACAUGAAGCCAUCAUGGACGAGUUGAUUCAUCUCUUAUACCACGUUAGCUUUAGAAUACGAGCACUUUACGAUAAGACUUUAAAACACUGACUUGGACGUUUUCACAGUAGUUACGUAGAGUAACAGGGCCUUUUUUAAGAAAUUUCGAGUGGGUGGGCCAUUGGCAAAAAAGGGCUUCCCCACUAGCGGAAAGAAGCAGGAAUGUCGAUCAUGGCCGAAAGCUAGGGGGCACCGGGAGAUUUUUGAAAUCAGUAUAGUCAAGAAACGCCGUUUCCUAUAUUCUUAGCCUUCAAAUUUAUUCUAAAAACUGUAUUUGUAUCUCAGAUAAAAAUAUGGAAAACGCACAAAAAAUAUAAAGUUAACUUACGUCUUACCAAAAGUAAUAUCAAAGGUACAACAUGUGUGUCAAUAUCAACAGGGAGUAAUGGAGUGUAUAUUUGACAGUUUAGUGUAUUUUCCAGU
Molecule: messenger RNA, 1442 nt
Organism: Dendronephthya gigantea
Lineage: Eukaryota; Metazoa; Cnidaria; Anthozoa; Malacalcyonacea; Nephtheidae
Exons: 6
Coding region: 121-1005 (294 amino acids)
Molecular function (GO): oxidoreductase activity
Source: RefSeq, a predicted model, not a curated record